Molecule: messenger RNA, 1029 nt
Organism: Cuscuta epithymum
Lineage: Eukaryota; Viridiplantae; Streptophyta; Magnoliopsida; Solanales; Convolvulaceae
Source: the annotation of a GenBank genome assembly
UUCAUUUUUGUCGCUUAAUAUUUAUGGAGUAUUAGUUUAUCAUUAUCAAAAACCAAAACGUACACUUUCUCCAUUUUUCUGCAGGUGACCUUCCUUCCUUCGUCUUCUUUAAUUCAUUUCCCUCUCAAAGAACAGAAUUUAUUUGCAGAUUUUCCUUCUUUAAUGGAGAAACCCUCAAGCGUUCAGCAAAAGAAAGCGUUGAAGCAGACGAAAACGACGACGAAAAGUUCCAAGCAGCUCAAAGUUGUGUACAUAUCAAACCCUAUGAGGGUCGAGACAAGCCCGUCGGAAUUUAAAGAUUUGGUCCAGGAGCUCACCGGCCAAGACGCCGACGUGCCGGACGCAUCCAAGUUCCCGGCGGCGACCCAGAGUCCCGGUGCCUCCGGGGAGAAGCCUGCUGUGGUGUUUCCCGACGGAGGGGGCAAGGUCGUGGCGGAGGAAGAUCUUUCCGGCGAAGGGAGACCGGCGCCGGAGAGUUCAGAUCUCUCGUCGGAGGCGGGGCAGGACUACGUGCCGGAAUUGAUUGAGGCUUUUCCGGCGGGGGUAAUGCCGUCCAACAUGUGGUAUGAUUGAUCGUACGUAGUAUUGAAUAUUUUAAUGUGAUUAUUAUGAUGGAACUGUCAUUAAUUGCUUAUUUUGUAAUGUUGGAGAGGAAAAAAAAAAAGAUUUUUAAAAAGAGAAGAGAAAAGGAGAAGUGUUGUGAUUUUAUUUGUCCGUACGAAUGAAUGGAAGAGUGUUGAACCCUAGCUAGUUUGCAUGCUACUCUAUGUCUAGGGUUUCAUUUGGUAUUUCUGCACGUUUCUGUCGGUGGUGCUUGGUGGUGCUAAUGGCCAGACCACCAUUACCUUUUGGCUACAUUUGAUUGGUUUGCAAACCUGUCAAGUGAAUCAAUAUCUAUGUAUACAAACUAAAUUACCAAUGCAAGUAUAUAUUCUUAUUUCAAGGUUGAUUGAGGGGUUUACAAGGUUGGUUUGUACUUACUCUAGAUUAAUUCAAUUUGAUUUAUUAAAGCAUUUACAAAUUAUCUUA